Messenger RNA from Helianthus annuus (common sunflower), 1684 nucleotides. RefSeq names its product probable protein phosphatase 2C 24. The transcript has 4 exons. Gene Ontology annotation, molecular function: cation binding; protein serine/threonine phosphatase activity. Gene Ontology annotation, biological process: protein dephosphorylation. Gene Ontology annotation, cellular component: nucleus; cytosol. The record is from RefSeq and is a predicted model, not a curated record. Lineage: Eukaryota; Viridiplantae; Streptophyta; Magnoliopsida; Asterales; Asteraceae. The coding region runs from base 278 to 1240 and encodes 320 amino acids.
CACGUCACUUGUUCAGUUGCCCCUUGCCCGAUAUUAUUCACGGGCAGUAACCCCGUGGCGACACCAAAAAGCUUCCGUUAAGGUCCCUCCUGUUUCCCAUAGUGUCCCCUUUAAACACUUCUCUCCUUGCCUUUUCAAUUUAUAUCAACAUUAACAUUCUUGUGUUGUAGAUUUUUGUGCACCCUCCCUCAUGUCAGUUAAUCAACCUUAUUAUUAUAACUAGUAGGUUGAUUUAUUAUUAUUAUUAUUCCGGUGGUGGUGGUGGUGUCGGCGUUGGAUGAAAAUGGCUGAGAUUUGCUGCGGUGUUGUCAGCGAUAACGAAGCCUCGUCUGUUGUCGCUGCUUGUGAGUCCAACUCACAAGCAGCGGCAACAACGAGACGGAAAAGGAUGGAGAUACACCGAGUCAAUUUCGCUACCGGAAUUGAACCGGAUAAUAAUAAUAAUAAUGGAGUUAAGCAACCACGGUUGUCUAUAUCUCCUGCUUCGUUCUCACGUGGUGGAUGUACCUCUGUAACUCGUCCAAACUGUAACUGUUCGGAAUUAACACAUAAACAAGACGAUGAAGGUCGUGAUGCAGAUGCUGCUGUUGUUGUUAAGCAUACACAUACACCACCUCUCGUUGCCGCCAUUUUGAGACCUUUGGGCUCUGCUGUUCCGAAGUUCGGUGUUGCGUCGGUUUGUGGACGGCGGAGAGAUAUGGAAGAUGCUGUGGCUAUACAUCCUUCAUUUUUAACCACUGAUCAAAAUUGUUAUCUGCAUUACUUUGGCGUGUACGACGGUCAUGGUUGUUCUCACGUGGCGACGAGGUGUAAGGAUCGGCUGCACUUGUUGGUGAAAGAGGAAUUGAAUAAAAAAAAGGUUGAGUCGAUGGAGUGGACGAAAACUAUGGAGCGAAGCUUUAACCGGAUGGAUAAAGAAGUGAUCGAUUGGAACAAAGGAACACUUGGAGGUAACUGUCGUUGCGAGCUUCAAGCUCCGGAUUCUGAUGCUGUUGGAUCUACUGCUGUUGUUGCCAUUACCACUCCUGAUAAAAUUAUCGUUGCGAAUUGUGGGGAUUCACGAGCUGUGCUUUGUCGAAAUGGGAAAGCGGUUCCUCUUUCCAGCGAUCACAAGCCGGAUCGUCCCGAUGAGCUCAACCGGAUUCAAGCUGCCGGUGGGAGAGUUAUAUACUGGGAAGGUGCUAGAGUUCUUGGAGUUCUUGCCAUGUCAAGAGCUAUCGGUGAGGUGACAAUUAUUUGAAACCAUACGUUAGCUGCGAGCCGGAGGUGACGAUCACUGAACGAACAGCUGAGGACGAGUGUUUGAUAAUCGCGAGUGAUGGAUUAUGGGACGUGGUUUCAAACGACACAGCGUGUGGAGUAGCAAGGAUGUGUUUAAAAGGCAAAGGGCCGUCGGCAAGUUUGAAAAAUCCGAUAGAGAACGAACAGGCAGGGUCGGAGAAGUGGGACAAAGCGUGCUCCGAUGCAUCCAUGUUGCUGACAAAGUUGGCGUUGGCACGACGGAGUUCGGAUAAUGUUAGUGUGGUGGUUAUAGAUCUAAGGAGGAAAUGAAAAUGCUUUUGAUUAUGAACCUUUGUAGUGUUUUGGGGGGAAAAGAAUUUGUCUUCCAAAUCUUCAAUGAUGAUCUAAGUUUAGACCAUUGUAAUUAUUCUUAAAUCAAAUUAAAUGGCUGUGUUUUCUUAAU